This is a messenger RNA of Polypterus senegalus (gray bichir), 941 nucleotides long. RefSeq lists its product as uncharacterized. The record is from RefSeq and is a predicted model, not a curated record. NCBI's taxonomy places the organism in Eukaryota, Metazoa, Chordata, Cladistia, Polypteriformes, Polypteridae. The coding region runs from base 24 to 692 and encodes 222 amino acids. The transcript is spliced from 4 exons.
ACCUGGACCUAGUCAACACCAAAAUGGACCUCACUUUUUCCCUGAGAAGAAAGGAGAUUGUCAUGGAUGAACCACUGGUCUCUGUAGUCCAACAGAGAUGGCCAGGCCUUUUCAUAGAGCAACAGGUAUAUGCAGAAUUUUAUCGCAUUACCCAGGUGCAAUUGAAAGAAACAUUUCUGACAUCCUUGGACAAGUAUUCGACAGCUCUGAUCAAAAUGUACAGAGCAAAUGGAGGCAAGACAGCACAUGAAUUGAAAUCACUUUUAGAAUUACUAGAUGAACAGACAAUGGAUGUUACCACACACAAGAGGGCAACGGUUCUACAAGGACUACCUCUGUACUUAAGAGAAUACAAGAAGUUAUCAACAACAUGUCAUGAUACAGACUCCCUUCAAAUAUAUACAAAUGAAAUGAAGAUAGGAAUAUUGGAGGUUGUGAGGCACCAUGAGACCCAUCCGGGAGCUGCACCAAUGAAUGUGGCUGUGGUGAUAGAAGGUCAAGUAGUAAUUGAAGAGCUUGUUGACUUCACAACUGCAUUUGUCAUACUUGUUGGUCUUCUGUAUGCUCUAAACAUUCAAUACCCAAAAGAACUGAAAUACACUUUUGAAACAGUGCAGAAGGUGUUUCUAAAUAUUGGAGACUCAUACUCACAUAGAGUAUUGUCACUCAAAAAUAUGCUGCGCAAAUGUUAGACAAAUGUGUCUCAAAUCUGCAGAAUAGGAUGUGCUUGUAUUUUGAUUUUAGAUUAAGUUAGCUAUAUCUACUUUUCUUUGUGUGAAAUUCUUUCUCCGUUGCAAAUUAGUGUUAAUGUUAUGACAGAAUCCCUUUACCCUGUUCAGGUUCUGUUCAAAAAGACAUUUUGGAAUUAUUGAUGUAACACUUUUCAAUUUAAGAUUCCACAACAUCAGAGAUGGCAUGGCUUGUGGUUAUUAGUAAUAUGU